This is a messenger RNA of Malania oleifera, 3019 nucleotides long. Its product is annotated as putative pentatricopeptide repeat-containing protein At3g47840. The transcript has a single exon. Gene Ontology annotation, molecular function: protein binding; RNA binding. Lineage: Eukaryota; Viridiplantae; Streptophyta; Magnoliopsida; Santalales; Ximeniaceae. Bases 31 to 2178 code for a protein of 715 amino acids. Gene Ontology annotation, biological process: RNA modification. The record is from RefSeq and is a predicted model, not a curated record.
GGCUCAGUUUCUUCAGGUUGUUUGCUUUGCAUGGCCCUUGACCAAAACAUGGUUCUGUCAGUUAGGCCUCAUAUCAGACGACUAUUCACGGGUUCUGGCAUCGCCUGUGCUGAUCCAUUGGUUCUGGAGAGAACCAAAUACCACUUUGCUCAAAAUACGCAUUUCAUUAACCAAGUAGAUGUGAUCGCAGUCAACUCCCAACUCAAGCAGCUUGUUAGAACCGGUUGCUUGGACGAUGCUCGCCAACUGUUCGAUAAAAUGCCUCAAAGAGAUGAAAUCACAUGGACCACCAUGAUAUCCGGCUAUGUUAGUGCCUUGGAAUGCUCUAAAGCAUUGGUAUUGUUCUCAAACAUGUGGGUAGACCCUACCAUCCGAAUGGACCCCUUCGUACUGAGUGUUGCACUGAAGGCUUGUGGACUCGAUAUGAACGUGAAUUUUGGGGAGUCAUUACAUGGAUACUCUGUAAAAACUGGGCUUGUUAACUCGGUGUUUGUUGGCAGUGCCCUUGUGGAUAUGUAUAUGAAAAUGGGCAAAAUCUCGGAAGGCUGUAGGUUUUUUAAUGAAAUGCCGGAAAGAAAUGUGGUCACUUGGACUGCCGUUAUAACCGGGCUAGUUCGUUAUGGUUAUAACAAGGAGGGUUUGGUAUUUUUUUCUGAAAUUUCAAGAUCAAAUGCUGACUAUGAUUCAUAUACGUAUGCUAUAGCACUGAAGGCUUGUGCAGAUUCCGGUGCGUUGAAUUCUGGGAGGGCAAUUCACACUCAAACAAUGAAGAAGGGUUUUGAUGUUAGCUCAUUUGUGGCUAACAGUCUUGCUACCAUGUACAACAAAUGUGGGAAAUUAAAUUAUGGCUUACGCUUGUUUGAAAAGAUGAGGAUGAAGGAUGUUGUUUCGUGGACAACAAUUAUUACAACAUAUGUUCAGAUGGGUCAAGAGGCGGAUGCAAUUGAGGCAUUCAUACGGAUGCGAGAAUCAGAUGUAACUCCUAAUGAAUACACUUUUGCAGCCGUUGUGUCUGGCUGUGCCAAUAUUUUGAGAAUAGAAUGGGGUGAGCAACUACAUUGCCAUAUUUUACAAAUAGGUCUAAUGGGUUCUUUAUCGGUUGCAAACUCUAUCAUGUUCAUGUACUCAAAAUGUGGAAAGUUAACUUCAGCUUCUAUGGUGUUUCACAGAAUGAUCACGAGAGAUGUUGUUUCAUGGAGCACUAUAAUUGCAGGUUAUUCUCAAGGAGACUCUGGUCAGAAAGCUUUUGACUUUCUAUCACAGAUGAGAAGGGAAGGACCAAAGCCAACUGAGUUUGCUCUUGCUAGUGUGCUCAGUGUGUGUGGGAAUAUGGCAAUUCUUGAGCAAGGGAAGCAGCUCCAUGCUCAUGUGCUGACCAUUGGUUUAGAUAACACACCUAUGAUACAAAGUGGCUUGAUUAAUAUGUAUUCAAAAUGUGGGAUCAUUGAAGCAGCAUCAAGGAUAUUUAAUGAGGCAGAAAAUUAUGAUAUUGUCUCAUGGACUACCAUGAUUAAUGGAUAUGCAGAGCAUGGUCGCAGCCAAGAAGCAAUUGAUUUAUUUGAAAGAAUUUCAAGUGUUGGUUUGAAACCAGAUUCUGUGACCUUCAUUGGAGUCCUUAGUGCUUGUAGCCAUGCUGGUCUUGUCGAUCUUGGUUUCCACUACUUCAAUUCAAUGAGCAAGUACUACCAGUUUAAUCCUUCAAAAGAACAUUAUGGCUGCAUGAUUGAUCUCCUCUGCCGAGCUGGACGCUUAAAUGACGCAGAGCACAUGAUCAGAAGUAUGCCAUAUGAACCAGAUGAUGUUGUUUGGUCCACUCUUCUCAGAGCAUGUAGAAUCCAUGGUGAUGUUGAUUGUGGAAGACGGACUACAGAACAGAUUCUUGAAUUGGAGCCAAAUUGUGCUUCAGCCCACAUAACCAUGGCCAACAUUUACUCUGCAAAAGGGAAGUGGAGGGAAGCAGCAGAAAUAAGAAAGAUGAUGAGAUCGAAGGGAGUAAUAAAGGAGCCUGGAUGGUCUUGGAUUAAACUCAAGGAUCAGGUUUCUGCAUUUGUUGCAGGUGAUCGAUCACAUGCAGAAGGUGAAGAUAUAUAUGGUUUGCUGGAUUUACUAGCUUCAGACUCAGAAAUAUCAGAUUUUGUCCAAGAUUUGGGCUCCCUUCUCUAUGAUCUUGAAGAUUAAAAGAAGGUUGACCUGUGGGUUUUGUGGAUUGAGUUUUUCUAUUGCUAUGGAGUCAUGUGCACAUCUUGAAAAUGAUGGCACGUAUCCAUUUAAGCAAGAAAUCAGUUUUGACGGAGUGAUUCACCGUCUCCAUUGCAAUGGUUUAAAGUGGCCUUUGAUUUGGUGUCAAGGAUGGCCCUUCUGAGAGCGACCUAGAAGUGGAAACAUCCUGUUAUCGAAACCCAUGACCCAACUGAAAUAUGAUCUGUGCUUGUGUGUUAAAAUAAUUUGCUGCUGCUUGCUAAAUGACCCAUCUGCACAAGAAUACUUGGUUUGUUGGUUUUGUAGGACCUGCUUAUGAAAAUGGCCCAUGGGAUGUGGAAGGACCCCAUUACGGCUUAGGAUCACUUUCCAUCUGUACUGGAUGACACAAGAACCUAUAGACUUGGUGCCCUUCAAUGAAGACUCACGGAUUAUAAUUCAUCUGCUGUGAAUGUGAAUUAUAUGUUAGUAGCUCAACAAGCCCCAGUUUUGCAGUUGGAGGAAGAGGUCUACUGAACUGAUUUGCUGCGAGUUUAGGUAUCCGUCUAUGGUGAAACUCCCCUUGCCAUAUUAGGUUGUCUCUUUCCAAAUGUCAUAACAAGCCAGAACUGCACGUUGCAGGAAGAAAGAUUUCAUAUAACAGAGACCCUAUUUGGGUAAUUUUUUUAUUUAUUUUUUAAACUACAUUAUUUUGUAUGCCUAAUUGCUACUGGAAAAUUAUAUUCAGGCAUUGCCUUUGCAGGAAGGAUUUUUGCCUGAAGAUGUUAUUAACAAAUGGGGAUUAUGAAAGAAAAUGAAACCUAAAAACACAAAACAGAAA